UUGUCUUUAACGCGGAGCCGAUGCCUGCCGCGUAGGGAUGCGGGAGAGGAGGGAGAGCCUGUGCGCCCAUCCCUGCUCUGCCUUUCGCUUUAAAAGGUCCGGAUCCUCCCGGUCAUCUGACUCAGGUCAAGCAGGACUUUCCGUUGCCAACAGCCGGCAGAUCCCACCGGAGCAUCUCCCCGCGCCGGCUGCUGCCCCCCGGGAGGGAGGCGGGAGGAUCCUGCGAUCCCUGGAAGACUGAGAGGCCGACCCCCCAUGGAUCACCUCCCGGCAUGAGCACCGACGCCGAGCAGCUCCUGGCAGGGGCCCGGGCGGCCGCCGUGCCCCUCUGGACCGUCUCCAGCUGGGCCGGCUCCGAGAUGCCCCCCAACAGCAGCGCGGCGGCGGGAGAGGCCGGGCGGCGGCAGGGCCCGGCGGAGCAGGGCGGGACGGCGGGCGAGAUCGCGGGGAUGGUGGUGAUCCAGUGCAUCUACGCCCUGGUGUGCCUGCUGGGGCUGCUGGGCAACUCCCUGGUCAUCUUCGUCAUCCUGCGCUACGCCAAGAUGAAGACGGCCACCAACAUCUACCUGCUCAACCUGGCCAUCGCCGACGAGCUCUUCAUGCUCAGCAUCCCCUUCGUGGCCACCUCGGCCGCGCUGCACCACUGGCCCUUCGGGCGGGCGCUGUGCCGCACCGUGCUGGGCGUGGACGGGCUCAACAUGUUCACCAGCGUCUUCUGCCUGACGGUGCUCAGCCUGGACCGCUACAUCGCCGUGGUGCACCCGCUGCGCGCGGCCACCUACCGCCGCCCCAGGGUGGCCAAGAUGGUCAACGGCGGCGUGUGGCUCCUCUCCCUGCUCGUGGCGUCGCCCAUCCCCGUCUUCGCUGGGACGGCGGCCACCCGCGACGGCCAGGCCGUGGCCUGCAACCUGCUGUGGCCCAGCCCGGCCUGGUCGGCCGCCUUCGUGGUGUACACCACCCUGCUGGGCUUCCUGCUGCCCGUGUCGGCCAUGGGGCUCUGCUACCUGCUCAUCGUGGGCAAGAUGCGGGCGGUGGCGCAGCGGGUGGGCUGGGAGCAGCGCCGGCGCUCCGAGGGCAAGCUCACCCGCCUGGUGCUCAUGGUGGUGGCCGUGUUCGUGGUGUGCUGGAUGCCCUUCUACGUGGUGCAGCUGGUCAACCUCCUGCUGCCCGGCCGCCUGGACGCCACGGUCAACAACGCCUCGCUCAUCCUCAGCUACUCCAACAGCUGCGCCAACCCCAUCCUCUACGGGUUCCUCUCGGAGAAUUUCCGGCACUCCUUCCACGGCGUGCUGCGGCGCUGCCUGGACGCCAGCCUGUGCUGCUGCCACGCCGGGGACAGGGACGGCGACGAGGACGAGGAGGAGGAAGAGCCCCUCGACUACUGCGCCGUCCCCCGGGGGGACGACAAGGGCAAGGGCUGCGUGUGCCCCCCCCUGCCCUGCCAGCAGGACCCCCUGCACCCCCAGCCCUGCUGCAAGCCCGGGCCCCUCCUCACAAAGACCACCACCUUCUAGGGGGGGGCCCCCGCGCCGUGUCAGCCCCGGGGGUGGAAGGGGAUCCCGGAUGGAGAGGGGACGGACGCCGUGCCCGCCCCGCCGGCCCACCCUGUGCUGUGCUGUGCAGUUCCCCAAAUAAAAAGCCAUAAGACUGGCCUGGGAUACCGUGAA
This is a messenger RNA of Chiroxiphia lanceolata (lance-tailed manakin), 1667 nucleotides long. RefSeq names its product somatostatin receptor 4 (gene SSTR4). The transcript is spliced from 2 exons. The coding region runs from base 273 to 1514 and encodes 413 amino acids. Gene Ontology annotation, molecular function: neuropeptide binding; somatostatin receptor activity. Gene Ontology annotation, cellular component: membrane; neuron projection. Gene Ontology annotation, biological process: cellular response to glucocorticoid stimulus; neuropeptide signaling pathway. The record is from RefSeq and is a predicted model, not a curated record. Lineage: Eukaryota; Metazoa; Chordata; Aves; Passeriformes; Pipridae.